GCCGAUCACGCGUUUUGCCUGGGGCGCCAGCUGCCGGCAGCUCGUCUAGGGCCGCUCCUGACGACCACCAUGAGGUUGACUCUCCCCGCCAGAUGCAGAACUCCUCCUGUGAUGCCAGCCCUGCCCUCUGGCCCAGGAGUUGCCCUCAGGUGGAGAGGGGCAGCCACUGGAAGUCCAGAGACCAAGUCAGCGCAGCGGCCUGGCAGCAGGCUGCGGAAGGACUUCAAAAGACGACAAGAAGGAGGAUAAGCCAGCAUCCCAGAUCGGACACCGGCCACGGGCAGGCGCAGAGCAAGGCCCUGCUGGAAGACGCCAUCUCCAGCACCACCGUUUCCUUCACGCAUGCGGAGACCCCAGUCUACAAGUACACCCGCUCCAAGCUGUACACAGUCAGAGACGAGGAACACAAGAGUUUGGUCCUGCAGAGCCACGCCGGCCAGGCCCUGCUGGUGGCAGUGCACUUGCAAGGCCCCAAAAUCAGUGAAGAAGUGAAAUUGACCCUGGAUUUGUAUCGCUCCCCGCAUCGCUCCCCAAAGCGCACCAAUCCCGUGGCCAUGAACAUUGUGGAGAACCAUCUGUAUCUGUGCUGUGUGCUUGCUGGAGACAGCCCGGUGCUGCAGCUGGAGCAUCCCUGGAGCAGCUUCGAGUCGGCCGCCCACCCUGGCUGGUUCAUCGGCACCUCGAAAGCCAACGACAAGCCUGUCAGGAUGGUGAACCGAACCGGCGAGCAGGACAUCACGGAUUUCUCUGUGCUCGAAGUCUAA
This is a messenger RNA of Pelodiscus sinensis (Chinese soft-shelled turtle), 764 nucleotides long. Lineage: Eukaryota; Metazoa; Chordata; Testudines; Trionychidae. The record is from RefSeq and is a predicted model, not a curated record.